GCUUCUCAGUUUAGACUCCGCCCAGCACAGAAGGAAGCGCCUGUUGUUUCACUUGGCCUGAUGCUGCCGCUGUCAUACCGAUCAUCUCCGCUUUUCACACCCGCUGAGUUUGUCUUCAUACACCAAAUUUUUUAUUUAGAAGGUGUAUAAUUGGAACAGCACACGGCAGCAAGAUGGUGAAUGAGGGUGCUGGAGCCCCUCGCAGUCGCAGGAGCUCUCACAAGGUAGCUCCGUCAUCAGACAAGGACGGACCUGAAAGAGACACAGAAGAGGUUCCUCUCUCUAGUAAUGGAAAAGUGGAGGUGGAGCAGAUUAUUAGUGCAAAACUCCAGCUGAAGAAGAAAGCUGAGCAUUUAAAAGCAGACCUGAUGAGACAGUUUGACGCUCAAGUGAAUGAGUUCAUGGACAGUCUGAUAGAGGAGUCUGCCAGUCUGGGCUCUUCGCAUGUCAGCACAGUCUUUCCUCUCUCAGAUAAGGAGAAAAGCAAACUCAGGAAUGCACAACCUUCUCAAGGCCAGAGCAAGCAGUUUGUGAUUCGCCGUUCGCUGUUAGAUGAUCUGUUUGAGGUGAACCACAUCCGCACUAUCUAUCACAUGUUCAUCGCUCUGCUUAUCCUCUUCAUCUUCAGCACGCUCGUCGUGGACUUCAUCGAUGAGGGCAGACUGGUGCUGGAGUUUGACCUGUUGGUGUACGCAUUUGGCCAGUUUCCUCUAGUGGUUGUGACAUGGAUGUGUAUGUUCCUGUCCACCCUUGUUGUUCCAUAUGUUCUGCUGGUUGUCUGGGCCGGUAUUUACUCCUCUUCACAGCAUCGGGUGUUAUGGACAGUGCUGGCUGGUUCUAUCCUGCUCAUCUACCAGGGGCUGGGUUUGGGUUUCCUUCCCACAUACGUGGUGCUGAAGAAUGGCCUUCCACCUGCUUCAUGCUUCAUACUGAUUCUAGAACAGGUGCGACUGAUGAUGAAGUCUCACUCUUUCAUCAGGGAAAAUGUGCCAAGAGUCCGAUCCUUAGAUCGAAAUAAAUCAAAUUUAGUAGCUGUUCCUCAGUUCACCCAGUACAUCUACUUUCUUUUUGCACCCACACUAAUAUACAAGGACAAUUAUCCACGAAAUCCAUGUAUUCGGUGGGGCUACGUGGCUACAAAGUUUUCUCAGGUGCUGGGUAGUUUAUUUUAUGCAUAUUACAUAUUUGUGCGGCUGUGUAUCCCUCAAUUUCGCAAUAUCAGCAUGCAGCUCUUCGACCCGAGGGCCAUGGUGCUGUGUGUCUUCAACUCCAUACUACCAGGAGUGCUUGUGCUUUUCCUGGCAUUCUUUGCUUUUCUGCAUUGCUGGCUUAAUGCAUUUGCUGAAAUGCUACGAUUUGGAGACCGAAUGUUUUAUAAGGACUGGUGGAACUCCACUUCAUAUGCAAACUAUUAUCGCACAUGGAAUGUUGUAGUUCAUGACUGGCUUUAUUACUAUGUCUACAGGGACUUCCUGUGGAUGACACAGAAGCGGUUUCGUGCGGUGGCCAUGUUGGUUGUGUUUACUGUGUCUGCUGUAGUACACGAGUAUGUUCUGGCCAUCUGCUUCGGCUUCUUCUACCCUGUCAUGUUCUGCCUCUUCAUGUGCUUUGGAAUGGUGUUUAACUUCGUCCUUCAUGACCGGAGGAAAGGACCGAUCUGGAACGUGAUCAUGUGGACAUCUCUGUUUUUGGGACAGGGGGUAAUGAUCUGCCUGUAUUCUCAAGAGUGGUACGCACAACGCUACUGUCCCAUUGAAGAGCCUUCCUUGAUAGACCUGCUGAAGCCUCGAUCCUGGACUUGUUAUCCACAGACUAAUGCUGCUGUUGACUCUCACUGAAUGGGAUUUACACCGAAGAACAUUCUUUAGGUAUUGCACUAUGAGUGAAAAAUGACAAUCACGAAGACUACAUUUUAUGAAGGGGCCUUAGAUAUGUUAUUUGUUGAGAUAUUAUUUAUUAUGACAGCCAUAAUAGAAUGUGGAACGUCUAAUGUGUUUCAGUCUAGUUAGCAUUUAACAAUCUAUUUUAGGUUCAAUCUGAUCUGGCUUAAAGAGAUUCUAUUUUUAGACACCUUUGUGAUGUCAUGAAGUUGAGAUCAGAUUUAGUUUACUGCCGUUUUAUUUAGAUUUUUAGUGUUUGAUACUGUUGUGUUUUUCCAUGGACUUGAAGAGUAAAUAUCUGGUAUAUUUUGGUUGAUUUUUUUUUUGCCUGGACUACAAAAAAAUCUAGAAUGUUUACAAAUGGGGUUUUGAAAUCUAAAACCCCAAAGGAAAUGAUGUGCCAUACUGCUGUGAAACAUUCAUUCAUACAUUUUCCUUCGGCUUAGUCCAUUUAUUCAUCAGGGGUCACCACAGCGGAAUGAACCGCCAACUUAUAGGCAAGGCAAGGCAAGUUUAUUUAUAAAGCACAUUUGAUACACAAUGGGAAUUCAAAGUGUUUUACAUAAACACAAAUAAAAGAAGCAAGAAAAAAAUAAUAAUUUAAAAAUGUAAAAAAUUAUUACAAACAGAUAAAUACAGAUUAAAAUGUGUUAAAACUGGUUAUAAAACAAUAAAAAAAAAGAAAGACAUAAUAGUGCAACCUGUCGGACGUAGCACAGUGCUCAUUCAGUAAAGGCACAGCUAAACAGAUGUGUUUUCAGUACAUUGGAUUUGAAUGUGCCUAAUGUUGGAGCACAUCUGAUCAUUUCUGGAAGCUGAUUCCAGCAGCGGGGAGCGCAGUAGUUGAAGGCGGAUUCACCCUGCUUUGACUGAACUCUUGGAAUUUCUAGUUUAUAUGAUCCUAAAGAUCUGAGUGAUCUGUUAGGUUUGUAUUCAGUGAGCAUAUCUGUAAUGUAUUGAGCUCCUAGGCCAUUUAGUGAUUUAUAGACCAGUAGUAAUACUUUAAAAUCCAUUCCGAAUGUAACUGGGAGCCAGUGUAAAUACCUGAGGACAGGUGUGAUGUGCUCUGAUUUCCUGGUUCUGGUCAGAAUCCUGGCAGCAGAGUUCUGGAUGAGCUGCAACUGUCUGAAUGUCUUUUUGGGAAGGACAGUUAGGAGUCCAUUACAGUAAUCCAUCUGGUCAUAAAAGCAUGAACAAGUUUCUUGAAGUCCUCACUGGGAACAAAGCAUCUAAUUCUUGCAAUGUUUUUGAGAUGAUAGUAUGCUGAUUAAGUUACUGCUUUGAUAUGCUUUGACUCAUGACUUUGACAUGACCACACAGCGGAUGACCUUCAGGCUACAACCCAGUACUGGGAAACAUCCAUACACACUCAGUCACACACAUACACUACGUUUAAUUUAGGUUAUUCAAUUCACCUGUGGGGGGAAACCAGAGCACCCAGAGGGAACCCACGCGAACACGGGGAGAACAUGCAAACUCCACACAGAAAUGCCAACUGACCCAGCUGUGACCUUUUUGCUGUGAGGCGACAGUGCUAACCACUGAGCCACCGUGUCGCCCUUGUGAAACAUAAAAAUUCAUUUAAUUCUAGAGUUUAAAUUUGGAGGAAGUUCUCCAUUCUGCUGAUUUUAUUCUCUUUAGUUACUGUUUGAAGAGUCCAGUUCACCCCAGGAGUGAAAAAUAAGACUAUAUAAUCAGCUCACAAUAGCUGGGUUUCCAUCAUCACGUGUUAAUGCACAUUUUGAAGUAUCGCAUGAGAAAGGAGUGAUGGAAAUGCCAAAUGGUGAAUAAAAAUAAUUUUACGCUCACUUGAGAUGAUUUUGGACUUUUGGAUUUUGGGUUAAUUUGAAUAACGGAAGAUGGAAACUCAUUUUCCAAAAAAACUCACAUAGCAAAUCAACUAUAUCCAUCAUCAGUGUUGGCAGAUUGGCUGUUUUAAAUUGAAUUCUGUGGGUAAAAAAUAGCAUUGGUGGGCUGACAAAAUGUGGGCAGUUUUGAAACAUAAAUUUUAAAUGCGACUUAUGUAACAAAACUGUGUGCUCCUACUCCAUUCAGUUAGUAGUGACCAGUGCAUAGUGAAAACCAUGUGGGCCCACCCGCAAGAGGAGGUGAAGGAAAGUUGUAUCAAAAUCUGCCACCCCAGACAAAUCAGACUCCCCUUCGCGUGCACGCAUCACACAGUGCCUGCGGUUAAACUCACAACGGUUUUAUCAUGACACUUUUAUCGAUCAUUUUUUUCCGCAGUUGACAGCAGUAAUAAACAUAGAAGUGUUGUCUGUUUGACAAGCAGAAUCUAAUCCCGUUCAAAAGAAUUUAAAACGCCAAAUGGCAUUUUAUACCCCUUUUUGAAAGUAAAACAUACUCUAAUAGGAAGCGUAAUCUACAUAACAUUAAGUGCAAUGAGAGGGGGCAGUGUUUUGAUGUGAUCCGGUUAUGUUGUGGUUCUGUAACCGCUAGUGUUGGUUGAUGUAUGGUUAAAAAUGUGGCCAGUUAAAGUAACUAGGUUAAUUACGAUUUGAAUAAAUAAAAAUUAAUAAAAUAUUAAUCCAAUAUUUUGGGUUGUUUUUUGUGCAUUUGGGUGGGUUUUGACAGCUUUUGGGCUGGAAAGUUAGCUAUAUUUGGCAACACUGUCCAUUAUGCUUGUCUUGUUUAUUGUUGGUUACCAAUACAGUCAACCACUGUAGCAACUUAAUGGAAAUUCACGUGAUUCACAUUUUCUUUGAGAGAUUCUCUUCACAUAUGGAUGGGAAACCGACUAACAACAUUGUGUUUAUUAUAAGUUUCCACUGCAGUUUUAUUGCUUAACUAUUCAACGGUUUUUAAAGCUUAUGAUUGGAUGUCAAUGUUUUUAUCUCUCAUCAGCUAAAAAUGGUUCUGAAAUUGAUUUAAUUGAUAUCGUUCUUCUGUAUUGUUAUCAAUAUGUUUAUGAUGUGGACUCUUUACAUUCCUUUGGUGUGCACUGGUCUUUAAACUCUUUCGACUGGUUGCCUAUUCAAACCAAGGAUGAUAACUAUAAUGAUAACUAACGUCAACACUGCCAUCUGACACUUUAAAUGGUUGCAUUCUGUAAAAUAAAGUAUUCUGACCGAUUGUCAAUGUCAACAUUUUAAGAAAUAUUGCUUCUCUGUGCUCUUAUUGUUAUAGUGGUUGUGUUGAUUUUUCUUUUAUAUUUAAAUGAUGUCUAGAACUACAUAUUUUUGUUAGAAUUAUAAUUAUCCUUGGUGUGAACAGAGUUUUAGAUAUUAGACUUUUACUAAUUGCAUACUAAUUUAAAAGUCAUAAUUUAAAUCAUAUUUAUUACAAAAUAGGGUAUCAAAUAUUUGUGAGGAUUAAUGUGUUGCAGCAGGCUGCACUCAUGCCAUAUUAUAAUUAUUAGCAACAGAUUUUUAAGCACAGUACCAUUAUUUAAUUAUUAUGUACUUAGGUUUUCCUAAGAUUUCCACAGCAUUUCUUGGCUUGUGUUAUAUAUUCUGUGAAGUCUAUUUUAAAAACGUGUACAUGCAAUAAAUAAAAAUGAUGACCAGCAGGUGGCGAUGGAGAGUUGAAUGUUAGUUUUACUGGAUACAGGUUUUUCCUGAUGGUAUCUGUCAUGUAAAGUCUCAGUUGUGCUAUCCAGAAUAGUCGAAGAUUGUAAUUUUCAUCAGGAAAUCAGGAAAAAUGUUUAAUAUUUUGGAAUGAUGAAAACUCAUGCAGUAUUUUUCAAAUAAUUUUUGUCAUAAAUUAUCUGGUGAAAUGUUCACUAAUGUACAAAUAAACAGUUUCACUGA
Danio aesculapii is the source of this 5647-nucleotide messenger RNA. RefSeq names its product sterol O-acyltransferase 1 (gene soat1). Gene Ontology annotation, molecular function: cholesterol O-acyltransferase activity; cholesterol binding; fatty-acyl-CoA binding. Gene Ontology annotation, cellular component: endoplasmic reticulum membrane. The record is from RefSeq and is a predicted model, not a curated record. Gene Ontology annotation, biological process: cholesterol efflux; cholesterol metabolic process. Bases 174 to 1838 code for a protein of 554 amino acids. Lineage: Eukaryota; Metazoa; Chordata; Actinopteri; Cypriniformes; Danionidae. The transcript has 16 exons.